AUGCAGGACGACUUCAAGUCUGGCAGCCCUCGCGACCUGAAGCAGGACGCAACAGCAGCGACACCGCAACAAAAGCCGGCAACGAAUGUCGGCCUCCAGAGCCCGGUUGACGAGAAGGCGCACUUUGUCCACCCCGAGGCGGCCUCACUCUUCGUCAAGUACCCAUGGAUACGCCGCGUCCCCAUCUUCAACAAGGCAGCGGAAGGCUAUGGCCCCAAGGUGGUCAUCUCCCUCGGUAUGUGCUACUUCCUCUGCAAGGGCGUCGCGGACCAGCUAAUCAGCUACUCGCGGCAGCCCAUGUUCAUGUCCCGCUUCGGCAUUGACGGAGAGCGGUAUCAGCGGUUGGCGGGUAUUUCGACCAUGGGCUGGUCCAUCAAGGCCCUCACCGCCAUGCUCUGCGACGGCUUCGCCUUCCUCGGCUACACGAAGCGCUGGUACAUGUUCAUCUCCUGCCUGGGUGGUGCCGUUUUCGCCCUCCUCUACGGUCUUCUGCCCGCGAAACCCGCCUCCGCCGACAUUGCCGCCGCCUUUGUGUUUCUGUGCUCCUACGGCAAGGCCAACGUGGAUAUCCUGUCGGAGGGCCACUACAGUCGCCUGAUGCGCCAGAACCCAAAGCCCGGCCCGGCGCUGGUGAGCUGGAUCUGGGUAUUCAUCAUGGUGGGCGCCAUCGUGGCGGCCGCGAUUCAGGGCCCCGUGUCCGACAAAGGACAGCAGCAUGUGGGCGUCUUCGUGUCCGCCGCGCUGCAGGCCAUCACCUGUGUCUUCUACCUGUUCAACUGGUACGGGGAGAAGAAGAAUCGCGUUGAGCGGGCGGCCGAUGCGGCGCUGCUUUACGAGGAGAUUCAGAAGGAGCGCGUGGCACUUGGUCUGCUGCCGGCACAGGACAGCAGACACGUCAACAGCGAGGAAGACGAUGUGGUCUCCCUAGUGAACGGCGCGCCGAGCGGUGCAGCUGUGGGGACAAAGAAAAACUUGCACCCGGAGAACCACUUGUCGGAUGAGGAGAGCGUGCCGGAGUUACAGCAGCUCCAGCGUGAGGCUCUCGAGGACGAGAUACGCAGCGACGCCCUCGCCGUAGGGGAGGAAGAGGACGAGGAGCUUGCGGAGGAGUACCUGCCCUAUGAAGUCCCGCAUCCCGUCCCCUGCCUCUUCGGCCUCUUCGAGAUGAACAAGGAGGUCAUUAUCCGCAACUGGAAGGUCUUCGUGUACAGCAUCGUCAUGACGUUCGCGGUGGUGGCCAUGACGUGCGGCUCCAUUCUCGCGGACACACUGGGUUUACUCAUCAUAUGCGUGGCCAUCUCGACCAUCUGCUGCGCCACGUCCUUCUGGGCCCUGCCGCUGGUGAUUGCGAAGGCCAACGUCUUCGGAUACCUCCAGAUGACAGUGUACCUGCAGCUUCCCGGCGCGCUCGACAGCUUCUACUUGGCCAACGCGGAGUGCUUGCCUGAUGGGCCGCACUUCUCGUACACCUUCUACAACACGGUGGCGGCCGUCAUUGGGAACAUUGGCGGUCUCGUUGGUGUAACAGCCUUCAACUACAUCUUCUCGAAGCACAGCUACCGCCUCACGUUCUGCAUCACGACUAUCGUGCAGAUCAUUGCCUCCCUCUUCGACAUCAUCAUGGUGAAGCGCUGGAACCUGCACAUUGGCAUCCCAGACCACGCCAUGUACAUCUGCGGUGAUGCGAUCGUGUAUCAAGUGUGCUACAUGCUGGCCUGGAUGCCGAUGAUUGUGCUGCUGUCUCGCCUGUGCCCUCGUGGCUCGGAGAGUGUGGUGUAUGCGCUGAUGGCCGGCUUCUCGAAUCUUGGCCAGACCACCUCGUCCUCUAUUGGUGCGAUCAUCAUGGAGUAUGGCUGGAGCAUCACCACCACGCCUCCGUGCGACUUCAGUAACGUGCCAUGGCUUCUGCUUGUCGGUCACAUCAUGCUUCCGCUGCUCGUGAUUCCGCUGACGCUGCUGAUCCCGAAGGCGCGCAUCUGCGACGACCUCGACAUUGACGGUAAAGCGAUCAAGAGCGCCGUCAGCCACGAAGUCGCACUGGAUGCGGCGCAGCCUGACGACUCCGAAGAAAACACCUCGUCGUUGGAGGCUGCUGGCGUCGUGACGAAGGACCUGCAGGCAGAGAAGAAACUUGUGUGA
Molecule: messenger RNA, 2139 nt
Organism: Leishmania mexicana MHOM/GT/2001/U1103
Lineage: Eukaryota; Euglenozoa; Kinetoplastea; Trypanosomatida; Trypanosomatidae
Product: putative pteridine transporter ft5
Exons: 1
Coding region: 1-2139 (712 amino acids)
Cellular component (GO): membrane
Source: RefSeq, a predicted model, not a curated record